Verticillium dahliae VdLs.17 is the source of this 1871-nucleotide messenger RNA. Its product is annotated as leukotriene A-4 hydrolase. Gene Ontology annotation, cellular component: cytosol. The coding region runs from base 1 to 1818 and encodes 605 amino acids. The record is from RefSeq and is a predicted model, not a curated record. The transcript is spliced from 4 exons. Lineage: Eukaryota; Fungi; Ascomycota; Sordariomycetes; Glomerellales; Plectosphaerellaceae. Gene Ontology annotation, biological process: proteolysis. Gene Ontology annotation, molecular function: metallopeptidase activity; aminopeptidase activity; epoxide hydrolase activity.
AUGGCCAAACGCGAUCCCGCUACCCUCUCCAACUACAAUGAGUGGAUCACCAAGCACACCACUGCCAAUCUCUCCAUUGAUUUCAAGGAGAAGAUCCUCAAGGGCAAGGUCUGCCUCGAGCUCGAGUCCUUGACAGACAGACUGAGCAAGGAGAUCAUUCUCGAUUCAAGCUUUGUCAAGGUCUCUGGCGUCAAGGUCGACCAGGCGACCUCUCAAUGGCAUCUCAAGGAUCGGUCCGAGCCCUUUGGCUCUCCUCUUCACGUUUCGGUGCCCGAAGGUGCCGCCAAGGGUGACGUCGUCAGGGUGGAAAUCGACCUCGAGACGACGAGCAAGUGCACUGCCGUCCAGUUCCUGACGCCUGCGCAGACGUCGAACAAGAAGCACCCCUACAUGUUCACGCAGUGCCAGGCCAUCCAUGCGCGGUCCCUUUUCCCGUGCCAGGACACUCCUGACGUCAAGUCGACCUACACGUUCAAGAUCCAGUCCUCUCUUGCCGUCAUUGCUAGUGGCGUCAAGGUCGAGGGCGGCGAGGAAAAGAACGGAGACGAGACCAUCUAUCAUUUCGAGCAGACGGUCCCCAUGCCCUCCUAUCUCUUCGCCCUCGCUUCUGGCGACAUUGCUACGGCUUCCAUCGGACCCCGUAGUGUUGUAGCCUCUGGACCCGAGGAGCUCGAGGCGUGCCGUUGGGAGCUGGAUGGCGUAGAGCACUUUAUCGAAGUUGUUGAGAAGCUCGUGUCGCCAUACGAGUGGAAGGAGUUCAACGUUCUCAUCCUGCCCAGCUCAUUCCCAUAUGGUGGCAUGGAAAACCCCGUAUUCACUUACGCCACCCCGACACUGAUCAGCGGUGACCGCCAGAAUGUGGACGUCAUCGCUCACGAACUCUCGCAUUCCUGGAGCGGUAACCUCGUUUCGUGCUCUGACUGGCAGCACUUCUGGCUCAACGAGGGCUGGACCAUCUACCUCGAGAGGCGCAUCGGCAUGGCCAUCCACGGCGACGCUGAGAGGGACUUUUCCGCCAUCAUCGGCUGGAAGGCUCUUGAAGAUGCUGUUGAUCUGUUUGGGCACGACCACGAGUUUACAAAGCUGGUGAUUGAGCAAAAGGGCAUUGAUCCCGAUGACGCCUUCAGCACUGUCCCCUACGAGAAGGGCUUCCACUUCCUUUACUACCUCGAGAAGCUCGUUGGUCGGGAAAGCUUUGACAAAUUCAUUCCCCAUUACUUUACCAAAUGGGCCAGGAAGUCACUUGAUUCCUUCGAGUUCAAGGCCACCUUCCUCGACUUCUUUAACGGUUUGGGCGAUGAGUCUAUCAAGAACAAGGCAGCCUCCAUCGACUGGGAUACUUGGUUCUACAAGCCUGGUCUUCCUCCCAAGCCUGUAUUCGACACAUCUCGUGUGGAUGUCUGCUACAAACUUGCGGACAACUGGAAGAGCGAGGACUUCGAGCCCAGCCCCAAGGAUGUCGAAGGCCUUACCGGUAACCAGAAGCUGGUUUUCCUGGAGGCGGUGGAAAAGUUCGGUCGGCCACUGACGCCCGAAAAGUCCCAAGCCAUGGGCAAGGCGUAUGCACUUGCUUCAUCGCAGAAUGCCGAGCUCAAGAGUGCGUACUACAAGAUUGCGCUCCAGGCUAAGGACACCACUGCCUAUCAAGGUGUGACCGAGCUGCUCGGCGUCGUGGGAAGGAUGAAGUACGUGCGGCCGCUUUAUAGGGCGCUGAACAAGGUCGACCGUGAUCUCGCAUUGAAGACGUUCGAGAAGAACCGUGACUUCUACCACCCUAUCUGCAAGGGCAUGGUUGAGAAGGACCUGGGGCUUGCUUGAAGCAAGUAGGUUUGCCGUUGAUGAUGGAUCAAGAUCUUAUAAUACACUACAUC